AUGCCGCAAUGUGCAGCACUAGGGAAGAAAGAUAAUGUUAUGAGACUCUGGAAACUUUACAAAGGUCUUCUUGACAAGGCCGAAGCUAUUAUUGAAAGGGUUAUACUGAAGGGUGCGAAACCUGAUGCAAAGUCAUGGUAUUCUUUGGCAAAAGUGCAUCCUGAUCAUGAUCAAACUGAGAAGGCAAUUGAGUUGACGAGAAAAGCAUUUUUGGCUGUGCAGCCUGGUUGGAAGACCAACACGGAUGUUUGGGCUGCCUGUCUCAACUACUUGAUAAAGAAACCUGAUCCAGAGGGUGCCAAGGAAUAUAUAAAGCUCCUCACCGAUGAGAAUGUUAUCACCGUGAUUACACAAGAGAGACUGUUGAAUAAGAUGAAUAAGACAGAUUAG
Molecule: messenger RNA, 390 nt
Organism: Rosa chinensis
Lineage: Eukaryota; Viridiplantae; Streptophyta; Magnoliopsida; Rosales; Rosaceae
Product: pentatricopeptide repeat-containing protein At2g20710, mitochondrial-like
Exons: 2
Coding region: 1-390 (129 amino acids)
Cellular component (GO): mitochondrion
Molecular function (GO): protein binding
Source: RefSeq, a predicted model, not a curated record